This is a messenger RNA of Saccharomyces cerevisiae S288C, 891 nucleotides long. RefSeq names its product Rna15p (gene RNA15). The record is from RefSeq and is marked reviewed. Bases 1 to 891 code for a protein of 296 amino acids. Gene Ontology annotation, cellular component: nucleus. The transcript has a single exon. NCBI's taxonomy places the organism in Eukaryota, Fungi, Ascomycota, Saccharomycetes, Saccharomycetales, Saccharomycetaceae. Gene Ontology annotation, biological process: mRNA 3'-end processing. Gene Ontology annotation, molecular function: nucleic acid binding; RNA binding.
AUGAAUAGGCAGAGCGGUGUGAAUGCGGGGGUACAGAACAACCCACCAUCCCGAGUGGUGUAUCUGGGUUCUAUACCAUACGAUCAAACAGAGGAGCAGAUACUUGAUUUAUGUAGUAAUGUUGGGCCCGUGAUCAAUUUGAAAAUGAUGUUCGACCCCCAAACUGGUAGGUCGAAAGGGUACGCGUUUAUUGAAUUUAGAGAUUUAGAGUCCAGUGCCAGCGCAGUACGUAAUUUGAAUGGAUACCAAUUAGGCUCUAGGUUUUUGAAAUGCGGUUACUCCAGCAAUAGUGAUAUAUCGGGAGUUUCACAACAGCAACAACAACAGUACAACAACAUUAAUGGGAACAAUAACAACAAUGGAAAUAAUAAUAAUAAUAGUAAUGGGCCGGACUUUCAAAACAGCGGAAAUGCCAAUUUUCUAAGUCAAAAGUUUCCAGAAUUGCCCUCUGGUAUCGACGUUAACAUAAACAUGACCACCCCUGCUAUGAUGAUAUCGAGCGAACUAGCUAAAAAACCGAAAGAGGUGCAGUUGAAAUUUUUACAAAAAUUCCAAGAAUGGACAAGAGCGCAUCCUGAAGAUGCUGUUUCGCUAUUAGAGCUGUGUCCACAGUUGAGUUUUGUUACGGCUGAAUUAUUGCUAACGAAUGGGAUAUGUAAAGUGGAUGAUUUGAUCCCGUUAGCUUCCAGGCCGCAAGAAGAGGCAUCGGCUACGAAUAACAAUAGCGUGAACGAGGUGGUGGAUCCAGCUGUGCUUAACAAACAGAAAGAACUACUGAAACAGGUGUUACAACUGAAUGACAGUCAAAUUUCUAUCUUGCCCGAUGAUGAAAGGAUGGCUAUUUGGGACUUAAAACAAAAAGCAUUAAGGGGAGAAUUUGGUGCAUUUUGA